Hippocampus zosterae (dwarf seahorse) is the source of this 4314-nucleotide messenger RNA. It is a transcript of the gene wdr6, whose product is annotated as WD repeat domain 6. Bases 154 to 4164 code for a protein of 1336 amino acids. Gene Ontology annotation, cellular component: cytoplasm. Gene Ontology annotation, biological process: tRNA methylation. Gene Ontology annotation, molecular function: protein binding. The transcript has 7 exons. The record is from RefSeq and is a predicted model, not a curated record. Lineage: Eukaryota; Metazoa; Chordata; Actinopteri; Syngnathiformes; Syngnathidae.
UCUGCCAAUCAGCAACUAGGAAACCUUGUGAGAAGUCUGAUUGGUCAGAACGCGGCAUGGAACGGAAGACUGAACAGAGACACGUUGGAUCUAAUUAGAAACUACAAAAUGGAAAUGUUUUGAAGAUACAUUGUAGGUCCCGAUCACAGAAACAUGGAGACAGCAGCAUUGGUUGCCCCGGUCACAGCUCUGGAGUUCCUGCAGGAUACGUUUCUACUGACAGGUGAGGGUCCAGUGUUGACGGUGUACAGUCUUCAGCCUGUACCGAAAGCAUGUACCUCAGUGCCUGUGCUCCAACAGCACCGCAUCCACGGGAUAAGGUCGAGAGUCUCGACGACAAUUUCACGACCGAGUUCGUUCACAGAGAGUUGCAAAGAAACCAAAGGCUUGAGAAACUCCUAUGACCUCGCUGUGUUUGGCGGGAAGACGGUCAGACUUGUGAGACUUCAUUUGGAUGUCUCUGCUGUGGAGCUCGCACAGUUAGAGAUAUCGCGUCCCCCUUUGGAGCUUCAGGACUGGAUUCUGGAUAUCCGCUGGCUACGUGAAGACAAACAGUCUCUCCUGUGUGUAGCUGUAGCCCAUAACGGUGCCCUUGUCCUGGACAUCAACUCAGGGAAUGCUCUGGCUCACUGCUCGUGUCUGGAAGGGUGUCUGCUGUACUCUGCGCUCCUUGUAGUGCACAAAUCCUGGACAGAUACUGUUGUGAUAGGAGGGACGGUUUUCAAUCAGCUGGUUCUCUGGAAACCUGGAGGAGAAGCGAGUCGUAACAAAGCUCCAGUGGAAAGACGUUUGCUGGGUCACACCGGUGUUAUCUUCAGCAUCUCUUACCUUCAGGAGAAAGGAUGGCUGGCGUCAGCUUCAGACGACCGCAGUGUCAGGGUUUGGGCUAUCGGCGUUUUAGGGGGCUGCGGAGGCAAUUGUGGGGAUUUGAAGCCAACUUGCUUAAGAGUGCUUUUCGGACACCAAGCAAGGGUGUUCUCUGUGUGCCUCUCCCCAAGGAGAGUGUUUAGUGCUGGGGAAGAUGGGGCUUGCUUAAUUUGGGACGGGGCUGGAGGUGGGACAGUUCUUCGCACUUUGAAGGGACAUCGAGCCGGUGGGAUUCGAGCGCUGGCGGUCAGUCCGGGAAGAGAUGACACCGGCAGAUGGGUGGCAACCGGGGGAGCGGAUGGAGGGGUGAAGUUGUGGAAGGUUGAGGACGAUGAAAAGGAAGACACUGUCACAAAGACAAUAACAGACCUGGAAUUUUCCGGUCGAGGUGUGCCAAAAGUAGUUUGUGUCGUAGAAGGCGAAGCAAAAAAUACGAAGUGGAGCCAGUGUAGGAUUCUGGUUUGUACCGACCAAGGUUUUGUUUACCAGUAUGCUAACGGCCACUGGGAGUUGCUCUGGCAAGGUUCUCUUGAGUUUCAGUCCUACUGUGUGAUGGAAACGGUGGCUGUGAGAGUGAAAGACUCAACAAGUAAAGCGAAUUUAUGUGCUGUUGGGAGCCUUAGUGGAGCCUUAAAGGUCUUUCCCAUCUCUCAUCCCCAGAAUGAGAUUCCGCUCCAACCUGGCUCAGGAAAGAUUCAUAGUCUUAUUUGGCAACAGUGUGAUCAAUACGUGUAUUUGCUAGCGUCAGCUGCCGAAGGACAAGUCUAUCGCUGGUGUAUUGACGUGAGAUUCAAUGAAAUGGGUACUCUGUCUCUCCGGGUAAAAUGCUGUCCUUCUUUUGUCCUGCCUACUUGUUCAAAGCGUUGGCUGACCGCUGCAGUGCGCCUUCCCUCCAAAUCCAAGGGGGUUCUGUGGGUGUGCGGGGACAGAAGAGGGUCCCUGCUUUUGUUUCUGGAAAAUCUGGAGCGCAGCGGCGAGGAAGAGACGACUGACUGUAUGCAAGCGAAUAAAAAAGGUCCUGAAACUGAUGGGGCACUGCAAGAAAAAGAGAGUCGGGAGGAGCACAAAGACUUGACGUUGUCGCCGAUAAGCUGCUUGUUUGGGGUGCAUGGAAAACAGGGUGUUACAUCAGUCUGUGAAUAUCAGGGACUUCUCUAUAGCACUGGGAGGGAUGGUUGUGUCCGUAUUUUCAGAGUGUAUGACUCACAGCCAGAAAACCAUGAGGGAAGUGGUGAGGGCCCCCUUGAACUCGAGGUUCUGAGAGUCCAGCGAGCUUGCAAAGGUAUGGAGUGGCUAGAGAGGGCUUUGAUCAUGGAACCGAACAUUUCUGCAGAGAAUGGAUUUAUAAAUGAAUUCAAAUGCCAAAAUACGGUACAGGAGUCUCUGACAAAAACUCCUGUGGAUGAUGAAAAAGGUUCAACGAUUGAAAUCAAGGGAACGGAUGCCCGGUUUGUCAUCUUUGGCUUUCAUGCCUCGCAAUUUGUGGUUUGGGAUCCAGUAAAACUGGAGAGGUUAUUAGCAGUGCCUUGUGGCGGUGGCCAUCGCUCUUGGACUUUCUGGCCAGUCCACACCGGGGUUUGGCCCGGAUACGGAACUCUGGUUUUCAUCAAGCAGGGAUCCGUCCUGGCUUCCGAGCGCCCCCUAGAGUCAACAAGCGGGUCAGGAAGGACAUGGAAUGAAGGAUGGAGCCUUAGAGAGGGCAUUCAUGGGCGGGGGAUCGGGUGUGUUUGCCGGCUUGGGAGCAUUUGCGUUCCCAACGACAGUACAGCAAACCUCGCAGAAACAUCGAGGCCGGUUGGGGUCCAAAUUGAAGGGCAGUGGGAAAUAAUAGUCACAGGUGGAGAAGACACAAGCUUAACCGUUUUGGCCGUACAUCCCAAUUCUGGUAGCGUCACGGUCCUCUCCAUUAUUACCGACCACAUCUCAAGUGUACGGACUAUGGUGGCGCUAACUCACCAGGACAGACUGAAACUUACUUCCCAAUCCCAGUCCCUCUCCGCUUUGUUAAUAUCAGCCAGCGGGCGAGCUCAAUUGCAGUGUUACCGGCUGCAGAUUGGUUGGAACAAGCGGAGACUGACCCCCUUCUGCCAGGUAGUGCAGGUGGCCAGUCACCGAUUGGACGAACACUGGGAGAGGAAGCGGAACAGACACAAGAUGGUGAAAAUAGACCCGGAAACAAGAUACAUGUCUAUGGCUGUGGUUGACCAUAACUCGGAUGCUGUUCUUGUGGCUCUUGCCUGCAGUGACGGGGCAGUCAGAUUGUUCUCUGUCAGUGAAGUGAAACGCCAAAUAUACCUGCUGUGGGAGACGUUUUACCACCAGCGGUGUGUGCUCAGUGUCGCCACCUGCAGUCUAAAGGCUGGAAAAGGCCACAGGUAUAUGCUGCUAUUCAGUGCUGCGACGGAUGGCAAGAUUGCAGUGUGGGAUCUGACCCCAGCAGCUUCUGGCUGUCCGAGCGAUGCUCCAACUCCGCCAAUCCCGUGCCACAGCAUUGCCGCCCACCAGAGUGGUGUCAACUCUUUGGCUGUUUGGCCUCACACACAAGAGCCCCUAGAUGGCGGUUGCCUGGUAACCAUUUCGAGCGGAGGGGAUGAUGGACAGCUGACGGUGUCCACCAUUCGGGUGGACUUCCUGGAGGACCGUUUGAGGACGGUGGGCGUCACACAGAACCAGCCGCAAAGCCAUCUUGGUCUAUAUCUCCUCUCCCAGUUGAGUGUCCCUUCGGCACAUGCAGCCCCUCUGACUGCCCUUAAGCUCCUUCGACCAGGUCUGAUCGUCACCGCCUCUUGUGAUCAAAGAGUCUGCCUGUGGGAGCUUUGUAGUACUAGUAUCAACCACAGCGGGGUGCUGUGCUCCCAUGUUGCUGAUGCUGCAGGACUUGCAGUGUGGCAGGAGCCAGUGGUGGAAGAUGGAAGGAAUGCCGAGUCUGAUGCGGACAAGGUCUUUGUUUGUCCAAGGGCAGAAGGUCAAACACACUUAAAACGAGGGGGGCUGGGUCAUAAGGACCAAGACGUUGUCGGUGGGUCAUGGGAAAAGACGGAUGACUCAAUUUUGAAGAUGGACAAAGAGACAAAGUAUUGCGGGAAAAUACAGACUAAUGACCAAGAUGGAGAUGAGACGAUCACAGAAAUGGCUUUAAGAUCUUCCUGUGAGAGAAAGGGAGCGAAAGAAAUAACCGGAUGGGUGCUGGUCUGUGGUCAAGGCUUCCAGCUGCUUCGAAUUCGAAAUAAAGACAAUGAUGAAGCCAUCCGAACAAAUGAGAGGAGGAAAACCGAGGAAGACAAAACCGCACAGUAGCUUUGCACGGACACUCUGCAUGAGUGCAGCAAAUGUUUAUUUACGAUCACGUCACAUGUGAUCCAUUUUUGAUUGCACAUGACGCAAUCAUUGUAAGCAUUUUGUCACAUUUACAGGCUUUUUGAAAUAAAGCUACCGUAAUUUAUUCAA